Messenger RNA from Argiope bruennichi, 4945 nucleotides. RefSeq names its product chromatin-remodeling ATPase INO80-like (gene Ino80). Gene Ontology annotation, cellular component: Ino80 complex. The coding region runs from base 201 to 4727 and encodes 1508 amino acids. Gene Ontology annotation, biological process: DNA repair. Gene Ontology annotation, molecular function: histone binding; DNA binding; ATP hydrolysis activity. The record is from RefSeq and is a predicted model, not a curated record. The transcript is spliced from 38 exons. NCBI's taxonomy places the organism in Eukaryota, Metazoa, Arthropoda, Arachnida, Araneae, Araneidae.
CAGUUUGGGCUCGAGACUAUAUUGGAUAUGGCGAAGAUUUGCCCCUUGCGACAUGAAGGGAAAGUCAUGAGAAUCGUUUUACCGAAGAAAUGUAUAUGGAAGGAGAAUGACUCUUGCUAUCGCCAUUUUGCUGCACAUAAAAUUAGAGUCGAAGAUAUUCAUGGAAAAUUGUGCUCUGUGUUUCACCUCAAAUAUAAGGCAUGGCUAGCAGAGCUGAAACUGAAGCCUCCAUAAAUAAUGAUCAUGGAUUGCUUGCAAAACCAUUGCAUUUGCAACGUUUGGAACAAGCAGUUCGCUUAGAACCAUUUCUUAAUUACAUUGAAAAUGUAUACAGUGAAUCUCAAAGCGACAAUGAUAUUGCUGAUGAGGGAAGUCGCUCUGACUUUGAGUUGGAUUCAGAAAUUUUUAAAGAAAAAUUUAAUUACAGACAAGAUAGACGUUGUGAUAGAUUACGUCUUUAUAAUUUUAGUAAAGUCAAGAAGAAUAGAGUGUGGUUGAAAGACAUUUUAUUAAGUGAUUCUUCUGACUCGGAUGAUAGUAGUGACGCUUCAGUAAUAACUGAAGAAGAUCUUCAAGAAAUGUUGAAACUUCACAAAUUACAGAAGGCUGCUCAAACUGAAUUUCAUAGCAAUCCUGAGCUGCGUCAAUAUCAGUACUAUGGCUCUGGUUUAUUAUCAAAUUAUGACAAAUUCUAUGACAAUCAAAAACUUGUUCUUGGUGCAAAAAAAUUAAAAGAAAAGAAAGCUGAAAAAAGAAAAGCAAAAUUGAAAAAAGCGAAACUGGAAACUGGGAAGCCUUCUAAAGAUGAACAGGAUUCCACCUCAAGUUCCAAAAAAGGCUCAAAUAAAAAUCAAAAGACUGAAGAUCAUGGGGAUGCUCCUGUACAAAAGCAUCAUUCUAAAAAAAAGAAUUCUGUCUCGCACGAAGCUGUUAUGAAUAUGAAAAGAAAGAGACUAUGGAUAGCUAUUGGUAAAAAAGAAAUUGGAAGGGCUCAAAAGCAAAUGGUUGCAGCACAUAAGGAAACUUUGACAGUUGCAAAGAAGCUUGCUUUGGCAUGCCAGCGUGAAGUUAGAAAAUCAACUUUAGUUUCCCAAAAACUUGUAAAGGACAUACCCACUCGAGCUCGUCGACUUACCAAAGAAAUGAUGCUGUAUUGGAAACGUUAUGAAAAAGUGGAGAAAGAACAUCGUAAAAGGGCUGAGAAGGAGGCCCAGGAACAGUUGAGGCUGGAUAUAGAAUUAAGAGAGGCCAAACGUCAACAAAGGAAACUUAACUUUUUGAUAACACAAACUGAACUUUAUGCUCAUUUCAUGAGCAGAAAAGUAACUGGACUACGUGAUGUACAAGAAGAACAGAUCUUGCGUCAGUUAGAUGAGCCCAAGAAAGAUCCUGAUGCUCCUACUUUACAGUUAUUAAAAGAUGAUGAUAGUUAUAAUCCUGAGGAAAUGAAGGUUCUUGCUUUGCAUAAUGCUGAUUCUGCUUAUAAAGCACAUGUAAAUAAGACUGCAGAAUUUGAUGCUCUUUUGCCUCCAACUAUCAAAAAGGAACCAUUGAAUAUGCAAGAUGAAUUUGAUGAAAAUUUCAAAUUGACAAAUCCAUCAAUUGAGGCUGAUGAAGAACACCCUCAACCAGCAAUGUUUGUUGGGAAAUUGAAAACAUAUCAAUUGAAAGGUAUGAAUUGGCUUUACAGUUUAUAUGACAAAGGCAUCAAUGGUAUUUUAGCUGAUGAAAUGGGUCUUGGAAAAACUGUUCAAACUAUAGCUUUUUUAGCUACUCUUAUAAAAGCUCAAGGAAUUUGGGGCCCAUUUCUCGUUAUUGCUCCUGCAUCUACAUUACAUAACUGGCAGCAGGAAUUUGCAAAAUUUGUUCCAAAAUUUAAGGUUUUACCAUAUUGGGGCAAUACUAAUGAUCGUAAGGUGUUGAGGAAGUUUUGGAGUCAGACAGAUUUACAUACAGAAAAUGCCUCCUUCCAUGUUUUAAUUACUAGCUAUCAAUUAGUUGUUCAGGAUGUGAAAUAUUUUCAAAGAAUUAAAUGGCAGUAUAUGGUUUUAGAUGAAGCUCAAGCAAUCAAAAGUACAUCAAGUCAGCGUUGGAAAAUAUUACUUAGUUUCAAUUGUCGCAAUCGUUUGCUGUUAACUGGAACACCUAUACAAAACAGCAUGGCUGAGCUAUGGGCUUUGCUACAUUUUAUAAUGCCAACUUUAUUUGAUUCUCAUGAAGAAUUUAAUGAAUGGUUUUCAAAAGAUAUUGAAAGUCAUGCAGAAAAUAAGUCAGUAAUUGAUGAAAAACACCUUUCUCGACUGCAUAAAAUUCUACAGCCUUUCAUGUUACGCAGAGUAAAGAAAGAUGUUGAGAAUGAAUUAUCAGAUAAGAUUGAAAUUCUUGUUUAUUGCCCUCUGACUAGACGACAAAAACUUUUAUAUCAGAAUUUGAGGAAAAAAAUAUCUAUAGAUGAUUUAAUGCAGUCUUCAUCUACUGUUUCGUCCCACUCUCAAUCUGCCACAUCUAGUUUAAUGAAUCUUGUAAUGCAGUUUCGAAAGGUCUGCAACCAUCCAGAUUUGUUUGAGAAACGGGAGGUGAAAUCGCCAUUCUUCUUUAAGUCAAUAUUGCAUGUUUUACCAAAAUUACUGUAUAGAGAAGGUCUUUUAUAUUUGAAUAACUGCAAGAAACAACACGUAUCUCACAAAUUAUUUAAUAUAUUUUAUCCUGAUCACAUUCACUAUAGUUUGUUCCCUAAAUCUGCAGAUGAUAAAUUUAGUCUUCAUGAUUGUUGUUUUUCGUUUAUGCGUUUUAUUGGUCUAUCAACUGGAGAGAUAUCGCAAGUAUUUCUCUGUGGUCUCUUGUCUAGGUGGAUAGCAAUUUGUUUAAUGUGGAAAUCAGCAUAUAGGAUAUUACAUAAUUCUAAUUGGAAAGAAUCAUUGUCAUCAUCAUCAAAAUAUUUUGAUCAAUCUGCCUUAGUGCUUUCACCAUUGAUACCCGAGUUUUCACUUCAAAACUUGGAUAGUGCCUUUUCAAUUGUAUUUACCAGUCAUGUAAAUAAUGUAUAUGGAUUCACAGAUCAUCAUAUUUAUCCUAUAAAAACUGUAUAUAAGAAAGAGAAUUCUUUAAGCAGCAGCUUAUUAUCUGUAAAGCAGGAAAAUAUAAGUGGGGGAGAUAAUACAUUAGUUUCUCCAUGUAUAAGGCAGUGCCAAUUGACUAGUCCUCCUUCAUUUCUUACUAAUUUAUCUACCAAGGUUAUAGCAGAACCCUUGUCUCUCUAUGUCUCUGAUCGAAGUGGUGAUUGGUGGAUAUCGAGAGUUAAGAAUUGUGGCUCUGUUCAGGCCUUAAGAACUGUUCUUUAUGGUUCUCCUGAAAUGACAUCUGCAAGAUUAAAACAAUCCUUAUUCCAUCCCCAACCAGUUGGAGGCAUUAGUGCAGUACAUCCUCCAAAUGGAUGGUCUAAGAUAGUCAUUCCAGGUAAAGAAACCAUUGUGACUGAUUCUGGGAAACUUCAAGUAUUAGAUGAUUUAUUAACUAGGCUGAAAGCAGGUGGACAUCGAGUCCUUAUUUACUCACAAAUGACUAGGAUGAUAGAUCUUUUAGAAGAUUAUAUGUGUUUCCGGAAACACACUUACAUGAGAUUAGAUGGAUCUUCAAAGAUUGCUGACAGAAGAGAUAUGGUUGCUGAUUUCCAGAAUAGGUCGGAUAUCUUUGUUUUCUUGCUAAGCACUCGUGCUGGGGGUUUGGGAAUAAAUUUGACAGCUGCCGAUACUGUAAUAUUUUAUGAUAGUGACUGGAAUCCAACUGUAGACCAGCAGGCUAUGGACCGUGCUCAUCGUCUAGGGCAAACAAAACAAGUUACCGUUUAUCGCCUAGUUUGUCAAGGAUCUAUUGAAGAGAGAAUUCUCCAGAGGGCCCGAGAAAAAUCUGAGAUUCAAAGAAUGGUAAUCAGUGGUGGAACUUUCAAACCAGAUACUUUGAAACCCAAAGAAGUUGUUUCACUGCUUUUAGAUGAUGAUGAACUAGAAAAGAAAUUUCGUCUUCGACAAGAAGAAAGAAAGCAGCUUGAAAAAUUAAAUCAAGAUAGGAAGAAAAGGCCUGAAGGUUUUGAAAGCAAAAGAGGUAGGAAAAAGAAAAAAGAUGAUAGUAUUCAUUCAUCAGCUCCUUUGAUUAUUCACGAUGGAGAUUCUUUACAAAGCGUGGAUUCAAUUCCUCCUAGUCCAUAUAGUGAACAUUCUGUAAGUGGUUUUCCCGCUGCUCAUGAUGAUACAAGCAGUGAAGGUCCUUUAGUAGUUGAUGAUAGUAGUCCAUCAAGUACUCCUCUUCCAUUUUCUAUGCAUAUGUUUGGAAGUUCCAGUCUUGAUGAGAGUGCCGCCAGUUUACUGAGGAAAAGAGGUUCCAACCGUGGAAGAGGGCGUCCCAGAGGCUCAGGCAGGGGUAGAGGAAAUGGAAGAGGACGAGGAGGUGUACUAUCGGCUGCUGCAGCUGAGCUAGCAGGUGCACAAGCUGGGAAAUCAGCUGCUUUUGCAGCAUAUGCUUUCUCUUCAACUUCUGCCACUAAACCUACUGAAAAAAGUACAGUUUUCAGAGGGCAGCGUGGUAGUAGUCGAGCAGCUGGAAAUCAAACUAUCAAAUAUCUGACUCCCAGAGGAAGGGGGGCUGCUUAUAAAGGAAUUAGUCCAAGUUUACCAACACAGUCAAUAUCCUUAGGUUUUUAUAUGCCUGGGCCUCAAUUACAGGGGCCUUAGUUUUUUCUUUCCAAUUAUAAAUUUUACAUCUAUUAUAAUAGCAAUUGUCACUGCUGAACUUCCCUAUUUCAUUCAUUUUAUCACUGCAAACUGCUGCUCUAUUGUUGGCAUGAUGACCUCCAUUGUAUAAAGCUGUUUUUAUUGUAGAUAAUUGUACAGAAGAAAAUUAUUUAUGUAUGCUAGCCUCUGGCUUAUUCAAUAAAUAAUAUAACACAUUG